AUGUCGACCACUGAAAAAACAUCGGAAAGGAGUUCUCGUGCUCGUGGUGCGGAGAAUACAGCUCCAAAUCCUGCUACUACGACCACUACAGGCUCUAACGAAGAGUCUCCUGCUAAAAGUCGGAGUAAGAAAAGUGCAACUAAGGCUGCCAAGGCGGUUACUGCUACAUCAAAAACAUCCAAGAGUGUAAAAGCAGGUUUGACAUUUCCUGUUGGUCGUAUGGGGCGUCUCCUCAAAAAAGGACGUUACGCCGACAGAGUAGGAGCCGGAGCUCCUGUGUACCUCGCCGCAGUAAUAGAAUAUCUCACGGCUGAAGUUCUCGAACUUGCCGGCAAUGCUGCUCGUGACAACAAGAAACAACGAAUCAUUCCUCGACAUUUGCAACUUGCCAUACGAAACGACGAGGAACUUAAUGUGUUGUUGAGGAAUGUUCAUAUCGCGGAAGGUGGUGUGUUGCCAAAUAUUCAUAUGGAACUGUUGCCAAAGAAGAAGGGAGAUGUCAAGACUGGUGGCGGUAGUACAUCAACAUCAGCAAAGAAACCAACUCCAAAGGGUGGCAAAACUUCAUCUACUAAAGCUCCUGCUUCUAAAUCUUGA
Messenger RNA from Ambispora gerdemannii, 597 nucleotides. The record is from the annotation of a GenBank genome assembly. Lineage: Eukaryota; Fungi; Glomeromycota; Glomeromycetes; Archaeosporales; Ambisporaceae.